Lactuca sativa (garden lettuce) is the source of this 1170-nucleotide messenger RNA. NCBI's taxonomy places the organism in Eukaryota, Viridiplantae, Streptophyta, Magnoliopsida, Asterales, Asteraceae. The record is from RefSeq and is a predicted model, not a curated record.
AUGACAGAUCAGAGAUCCUCCUUUCGUCUUCGGGUCCCUCGCCUGAGGCCCUCGAUACCACCACGCUCCACCACCGCCACCAGCACCACCACUACCACCACCCAAACCCCCAAAAGAACACGACCUAUUCGACAACCGCCACAACAAUCACCACCACCAAUUCAACCUCAGGGCACAUCCCCUGCUCCACCACCACAACCACCACCACCGAUUCAACCUCACGGCACACUCCCUUCUCCACCACCAGAACCACCGGUUGUACCAUCAUCGGUGUCACCAAAACCACCUGUGGAACCAUCAACAACACCACCAGAAUCACCGGUUCAACCAUCAUCAGUGUCACCAAAACCACCUAUGGAACCAUCAACAGCACCACCAGAACCACCAGCUGAACCAUCAGCAACAGCACCAAAACCGCCACAAACUCCACCGCCUCUGCCACCACAUUCAUCUUCAGAAUCCAGAAAAACCGAAUCACAUCCGUCUUCACCAUCACCAACAGCCAUUCAAUCACGUGCUUCUUCACCACCACUGUCGCCAUCUCAUAUCUCCACUCAACCCCAUAUCUCCGCCAAGCCACCAUCACCCUCCACCUCGUCUCCGCCUUCAUCUCCACCUGCAAAAAAGAUCUCAUCUUUACCAUCUUUUCCUGUUGUAACUGCGACAAAAGAAGAACUACCACCUGUUAUUACACUUGCCGGUGAUAACAAAGGGACGUCCAUGUGUAUAGGUUAUGUUGCACCCAAACGGGAAAGGGGAAUCCACAUCCGCAGAAUGUAUAAGGUCAAUCCCGAUGAAAUUGCAGAUACAACGAGUACUGAUGGUGAAGAAAGCUCCAAGGAGAACGAAAUGGAAAACGAUUCGUACAUUAAUUGCAAUAUUCAGGGGAUUAAUAACUCAAUGCUGUUCAAUUGCUCUAUUACUGAAAGGAACCCUGGUGUUCAUCUCGCUUCCAUUUGUGACCCGGAUAAUGUAAAAAAACGAAAGAGGAAGAAGAUGAACAAGGUCAAAGUCAACAUUCCCCAAUCGCAGAGUUCCACAAUCCGAAAGAGAUGCCUUAGAGGUCUUUUCAUGGAGUCAAGUGAUUCUGAAUCAAACGAUCCCCAGAAGCCUAGGCGACAUGGUUGUCGGCACGUCUGCGGGGAGAAGAGUAACACAGAUCACAGAUGA